CCCGAGAGGGCAGUUCCCGUGAUAUCACCUUUAUUUCCUCAUUUGUUAUGGUCACUGCAGUGCGGGGCAGCAACCAGUUAAUGGAGGGAGGAGGGGAAACCCCAGGAUUAGGAUUAGGCAGUAGAUGUCCUUUGAUCGUGUGUGUGCUUUGGGAGGCGGCAGCGACAGGUCCUCAACACAAAGUUUCCUCAACAGAAUAUUCAAUGGCUAAAAAGAAGUCCUGGUUAGUGUGCUGCUUCAUCUUUGCAGGUUUAAUCUGCGCUGUUGCUGUUGCCUGCCUGUGCAUCGUCUUACUUUUGGACACAGGCUGUUCCAGCGGCAGCUUCAAGCAUGCGGCUGUGUCUGCAGACUCGCAACUUUGUUCAGAAAUCGGCAGGAACAUGCUACAGCAGGGCGGCUCGGCAGUAGAUGGCACCAUUGCAGCUCUGCUGUGCACAUCAGUGGUCAAUCCUCAGAGUAUGGGGAUUGGUGGAGGGUCUAUAAUCAUUAUAAGAAAUAAAGAAGGUAAUGUUAAAGUGUAUAACUUCAGAGAGACCGUCCCGCAGUCCUUCAUGGCUAACCUGUUAAACGACUGCCCCACCACAUUCCAGUUUUCUACAGGCAGCCAGUGGAUUGGUGUUCCUGGAGAGCUGCGGGGCUAUGAGGCAGUUCACAGACAGUAUGGGAAGCUGCCUUGGGCCAAGCUGUUUGAGCCAACGAUCAGAUUGGCCAGGGAGGGCAUACCUGUGCCAGCCUAUCUGGCAAAACUCCUGAACUCCACAAAUGUGGCACACCUUGUGGAAGGCUCAUCUCUCUGUGAAGUUUUCUGCAAUAAGAAAAAAACUGUUCUGAGCAAAGGAGACAUCCUGAAGUUUCCUAAACUUGCUGAAACCAUGGAAACCAUUGCAGAGCAAGGGGCAGAUGCCUUCUACACUGGCAAGAUAGGACAUGAUUUAAUUGAGGACAUAAAAGCUGCAGGUGGGACAAUGAAAAUGGAGGAUCUGAAGUCCUACCAAGUGCGGGUGGAUGAUGCCUGGACAGUUCCUCUAGGAAAUGUUAAGAUGCACAUCCCUCCACCACCUGCUGGGGGCGCCCUGCUUGCCUUCAUUCUCAGACUCAUGCAAGAGUUCUCCUUGACUCAAAACUCUCUGGAUGGUGACCAAAAGAUCCUGUUGUACCAUCAUUUUAUAGAGGCAGUCAAAUUUGCUAAUGGACAGAAGAGGAGCAUUAGAGACCCCGUCUUUAACAAAGAGAAGACUGCAGAUCAUUUGAUUGAUCCCACCUUCAUUAAGCGCAUCAGGGCGAUGAUUUCUUCAGACCGCACCCAUGACAACUCCUACUACAACAAUAUCCAGCCUUCUCCUGAUCACAUUGGGACAACACAUGUGUCUAUCCUGGAUGAAGAUGGACUGGCUGUCUCUGCCACCAGCACUGUAAACCAGUUAUUUGGAGGAACAAUUUACUCCCGACGAACAGGCGUCAUCCUCAACAACGAGCUGGCAGAUUUUUGCGGAAGAGCAGACACAUUGAGGGCAGGCGAACAGCCUCCCUCCUCAAUGGCCCCAGUAAUACUGGAGUUAGCGUCCGGAGGAAUCCUUGUGAUCGGUGGAUCUGGGGGCAGCAUGAUUACUGCAGCAAUGGCCUCGUCUAUAAUGAAUCACCUGUGGCUGGGGAUGAAUCUGAAAGAUGCCAUUCAUGCUCCUAUAGUGUUUGUUGAUUCCAAGAACAAUUUGAAUUUUGAGCCUGGUUUUAACAAGUCUGUGAUAGAAAGCCUCAGGGCGCUUGGACACCAAUUUGGAAGGUGGAAAUACUUCCUCAAUGUAGUCAAUGCUGUGGAAAAGGAGAAUGGCUGUAUUGUGGCCGUAUCAGACAGAAGGAAGAUGGGAGUGGCAGCUGGAUACUGACCACACAGACCAUGAGGACUCAGCACCCUCCCACUAUAAUCCCCUUGAACUGACUAAAGGUCUUAAGAAUAAUGAAUGUGCCACAUCCCUGACAACAAAAUGUGAGUAAUUUGGUUCUUUGGUUCUUUCCUGAUGGAACUGAAGAACAAGUCACUCAAUCAGGAAAGAAGCAAACUUAAAGAAUCGUUUUAGUUCAUUAUAAGUUGAGUCUUGUUUUCCUUGUUUCAGUCAUCAUUUGUAUCAGUUAGACAACACUAUAGAAAGUAAUUGCAGAGUUCUUGAAAAUCGGCAGCUAAAGAACAUGGGGCAAGAAACAUGAGUGGUCAGAUGAUCACAUUAUUUCAUUUGAGGGCAAGAGUGCACAUAGUUGAAUUUUUAUUACAUUUUAGCAUGACCUUUAACCAAAUUUCCUGAAAAUCAUCACAAGAAUGUGGUGGAAUUAUGGAAUUUUCUCAAAUUAAUGCGUGAAACAAAUUUGCAUUUGAGAAAAUUUACUGUCUCUUAAUCACUCCACACAAGUCUGUUUUCAUCUACCACAAAGAGGAGGACAGUUAACUCACCAAGCAUAAUAACUUUUUUGCCAUUUCCACUGAAGCUUUUUUAUGGGAAAUAAGAAAAUGGACAUAAAGCUAAAUAUUAGCUGGAAGAUGUUCGCCUAAGCAGGGGUAGGGGUUAGGGUUAGUCCUAUUACCUGACUUUGACAACAUCCGGCUGCCUGCAGUCUAGGUUGCAGUCUUUAUCCACAGGCAGGGCUGCCUCAGAGGUUUGGGUAUUGAUCAUGAAAGUUCUUUUAUGAUGUUUGGGACAGAAAUUUGUCAAAAUAAUUUAAGUUCACUUACUAGUUUUUUCAACUGCAUCAGCAAAUAGAUGCAGUAGCUAAACUCUCUAGAAACAUCUAUUAAGUGAUUCAUCUUCAGAAUAAAUUUGGCUGUUUAAUCAUCUGACUGUCCAGAUUUCUUGCCCCAUCAAAAAAAAAAAAAAAAUUUUGCACUGUUGGCUUGUUCCCAGAUUUCAGCAAGUAAUUUACAGAGUGUGACUUGAGGAAUUGAUGGACAAAGCUAUAAAAAUGAGUUAUAAUGCUCUGGUAACUAACUCAUAAUUGGCAUGACAUUGGGCUGCUAUAUUCUUAAUCCUACACUUACUGUAAGAGCAAAUCAACAAUAAUCCAAAGUCACCCAAACCCAUUGCUGUGUAAUACUGUUGCAUCAAUGAAUGUUGUGUUUUCUGACAUAACUGUUUUCUGUACAUGAGCCAUGUACCUUUGACAGUGGCAUCCUGACUGGCAUACUGUAUGAGAUGAAGGUUGUUGCUUGAUGUUGGCUGCCAUAUAAGGGAGUUUUACUGUGACCUUAAGGAUUUUAAUAUGGGAGCCAGCUUUAUUCAGGUCCCAGAGUACACUGUGAUCAUUGUUUAAAAUUCAAGGAAAUGCUAUAGAAUUAGUUUUUUAAGUCAACCAGCAAGUAGAUUUAGAAUGAACAUUGUCUCAUAUGUUGUAUUUUUAUAACACUAACAUGCCAUUUUGUACUUUCUCUGAGUUUUAAUGUGCCAAAAUGUUUUGUAAAUUACACACUUUUGCGAUUCCUAACUGUGAAUAUGUGUUGCCACAAUAAACCUGAC
This is a messenger RNA of Monopterus albus (swamp eel), 3500 nucleotides long. It is a transcript of the gene ggt5b, whose product is annotated as gamma-glutamyltransferase 5b. Gene Ontology annotation, molecular function: glutathione gamma-glutamate hydrolase; leukotriene-C(4) hydrolase activity. Gene Ontology annotation, biological process: inflammatory response; leukotriene D4 biosynthetic process; glutathione catabolic process. The transcript is spliced from 12 exons. Gene Ontology annotation, cellular component: plasma membrane. The coding region runs from base 48 to 1883 and encodes 611 amino acids. The record is from RefSeq and is a predicted model, not a curated record. Lineage: Eukaryota; Metazoa; Chordata; Actinopteri; Synbranchiformes; Synbranchidae.